AUGUGCCACACCAGCUGCUCCACUAGCUGCCAGCCAAGCUGCUCCGCAGUCUGUGGAGCUGGCAGCUGCUCCCCCUCCUGCUGUGUGUCCAUCCCCUGCCAGUCCACCUGUUGUGUGCCCAACCCCUGCCAGUCUGCCUGCUGUGUGUCCAGCCCCUGCCAGUCCACCUGCUGUGGGUCUAGCCCCUGCCAGUCUGCCUGCUGUGUGCCUGUCUGCUGCAAACCCACUGUAUAUGUCCCUGUGUGCUGCAAGCCUGUGGCCUGUGGAAUCCCCUCCUGCCAGGCCUCCUGCUGCCAGCCAGCCUCCGGCACCUCUCUGCUCUGUGCUCCAUCCUGUGCUCCCUCCUGCUGCUGAGCAGUUCCCUCCCUCAUAUCCCACAGAUUGGAGCCAAGCUAUGGUUCUGGUGUGACUCACCACCCAGGAGACCCAGGCUAGGUCACUGUUGUCAGAACCCAUGGACUUCACUUUGACACAGAAGCCCCCAUUGCCACAGGGACCCUUCUAGACCUCCCUCAGGGGGAGAUGCUGGGACACCAGGGUCCUACUUUCCACAAUGUCCCUCCCUGUCUUGGGGUCACUGCAGUUUCCCCCACCCCCGGGACAC
Messenger RNA from Dromiciops gliroides (monito del monte), 604 nucleotides. Its product is annotated as keratin-associated protein 12-1-like. Gene Ontology annotation, cellular component: keratin filament. The record is from RefSeq and is a predicted model, not a curated record. The transcript is spliced from 2 exons. Lineage: Eukaryota; Metazoa; Chordata; Mammalia; Microbiotheria; Microbiotheriidae. The coding region runs from base 1 to 354 and encodes 117 amino acids.